AUGCACACGCAAAUUGCCCUGGUGUUAGUGCUUGCAUUGGUAAAUGUAGCAAUUACUGUAAGUGACAUUACCCUGAAUGGCUGCAUGGACAAUUGUGGAAACGUGUCAAUUCCAUAUCCAUUUGGUGUAGGCACUUCUAAAGAAACAAGUGAGAAUUGUUUCUUGGAAGACAAAAUGAAUCUAACAUGCCAAAACAACAAUUUAUAUUCAGGUGUUAAUUUGCUAGUUUUAGAACAUGUUAUGGAUGUGUUGUUUUAUGUCUCCAAAAUUUGCAACACCCCCAACAGAGUGGCCAAUGACCUCUUUCUUAGAACUCCUAGUAAUUUCACCAUUUCCAGCAAAGAAAACAAUUUCAUAAGUGUUGGUUGUGAGACUUAUGGCUACCUCAAUAGCUUUAACAAUGGUGUGCAAUACUCGACCGAGUGCUUAACCGGAUGCUCCAAGUUCCCUAAUGAUGUUGUAACCAAUGGAGAUUGUUCAGGGAUAGGGUGUUAUGAAGUGGAUAUUCCUCCUAACAUGAAGAAUAUCACUAUAGAAGCAUAUAGAUUCGAUGUGUCUUCCAAUUACUUCCAAAGUUGUGGUCACUCCUUUGCUGCCAAACGUGGCUCCUACAGCUUUGACAUUAGUCAUUUGGAGAAUUUGCAAUUUGACACCAUCCCUAUGGUUGUUGAUUGGAGUGUUGGAGAUGAGCUGGGAUGUGAGGAUUUCAGGAAAGGAUUUCGAAAAGGUGCUUGCAUGAACAAUAGCUAUUGUCAUGACAUUGACAUUAGUUAUGGAUACCAAUGCAAAUGUGAAGAAGGUUAUGAUGGAAAUCCUUAUCAUCCCAAUGGUUUCCAAGGAAUCACUUAUCAGUACAUAAACACUACAUGUGCUCUGUAG
Molecule: messenger RNA, 879 nt
Organism: Glycine soja
Lineage: Eukaryota; Viridiplantae; Streptophyta; Magnoliopsida; Fabales; Fabaceae
Product: wall-associated receptor kinase 2-like
Exons: 3
Coding region: 1-879 (292 amino acids)
Molecular function (GO): polysaccharide binding
Source: RefSeq, a predicted model, not a curated record